AUGGGGCUCACGCUCGGCCGGCGCCUCUGGCUGCUGCUCCUGCUGGCCGCCGCCUGCUCGGGGAUCCUCUUCGCCCUGUACUCCUCGACCGUGGGGCCGUACCCCGCGACCCCGGCCGGAGCCAGGGAUACAAUGACAUCGCAAGCAUUCUUUGGAUCCAACGCAUUGAAUUUCGGGACAAGAAAGAGCCGGCUGUGCCGCUGCCCACUUCACUUCGCGAUUCAGCGGCACCCCCACUUCCGGAGGCUGUUUAAUCUCUCUACCCCAGUGCUGCUGUGGGGGCGCCCCUUCACGCAGGAGCUCUGGGACAGCCUGAGCCAGCACAAAGCCCCAUAUGGCUGGCAGGGGCUCUCCCACCAAGCCAUUGCCUCUACUUUGAACCUUUUGAAUGGCUCGGAGAACGCAGAGCUGUUUGCGGCCUCCAAGGAGCUGCGUCCAGACUGCAUUAGGUGUGCCGUGGUGGGAAACGGGGGGAUACUGAAUGGUUCCCGCCAAGGUCCGAACAUCGAUGCCCAUGACUAUGUGUUCAGACUCAAUGGCGCCGUGAUCAAAGACUUUGAGGAUGAUGUGGGCACUAGGACCUCAUUCUAUGGCUUCACUGUGAACACGAUGAAGAACUCCCUCAUCUCCUACAGGAAGCUGGGCUUCACCUCCGUGCCACAAAGACAGGACCUUCACUAUAUCUUCAUCCCCUCAGACAUCCGGGACUAUGUGAUGCUGAGAUCAGCCAUUCUGGGUGUGCCUGUCCCGGAGGGCACUGAUAAAGGAGACAAGCCUCAGACCUAUUUUGGACCAGAAGCCUCUGCCAGUAAAUUCAAGCUGCUACAUCCAGACUUCAUCCGCUACCUGACAGAGAGGUUUUUGAAAUCAGAGUUGAUGAACACUAACUUUCGAGACUUAUAUAUGCCUAGUACUGGGGCCCUCAUGCUACUGACAGCUUUGCAUACCUGUGAUCAGGUUAGCGCCUACGGAUUCAUCACCAGGAACUACCGGAAAUUUUCUGACCACUACUUCGACCGAAUAAAGAAGCCACUGAUAUUCUAUGCAAACCACGACCUGCAUCUGGAAGCCGCCCUGUGGGGGGACCUGCACAAGGCCGGCAUCAUCUGGCUGUACCAGCGCUGAGCCCCAGCCCCCCAGUCCUUUGCUUCCCCCUGCAGAGCUGUGGCUCUCGGGCCUUUCUUUCAUCUUCUCAGCCUAAGGAAGGGGCUCCAACACCCAUGACCCUCCCCUUCUUCCCAACAAAGGACCUAAAAGGCGGAUUCACGAAGGUCGCGGAGGCCUGUUCCACGUGGGACACCUGAUCUUCUCCCCCGAGAUGGACAUCCCAACCUUGGCCAAGAAAAAUGAACCGCUUCCCACAGAACACUCCCAGAAGAGGGCAUUCCCACCAGCAGGGAGCAGUCUACCUUAGCUGAGCAUCUCAAAGCAGGCAGUUGGUAGUGAGCUACUUUAGGAACGUCAGUGAAGCGGCUCCGGGCAGAUCAACAGUACCAAGUACCUACCAGCAGUGCCAAGUACAAGUACCAAGUAUCUAAGAGUAAGACCAAGCAGCAGUACAGGCAAAUGCACACCUCCCAGCAAAAUCCUCCCGCUAGCCAAGUCAACAUUUCAAAUCUCACACAGAAACUCCCAAGUGAUUCUUCGACAACUCAAGUCUUUGAGAACAUGGUCAACUUAUUUCUGAUCUACGGGUAGGGGAAGCGCACUCCUUGCAUGAGAAAGUGGGAGAAAUGGAAUUUGGCAAAAUGUAAUUCACGACUAGAUUUAACUGCAUAAACGAUGAAAUAAAUGACCAUUUUGUCCUUGUGUUGGGGAUGUAGAGGAAGCAGUGUGUCUAGAAUUCAAGAACCAGGUGGGUUCUGGGUACUUGAAGAGGAUCAGUGCAUGGAAACCUGUCUGCCAGAAGAAAAUCCCACUCAAGGGGCAUUACCACCUUGUCACCUAAAGUAUGACAUUAGUGGAUGGUGAACCCUUGGCCUUAGGCAUCAAUAAAUUUGAGCUCAGGAAGUAAGGCAGUUUAAUAAUUUUAGACAGGUAGGUUUUCAGUCGAGGUUUUAGCUGUCUCACGCCACGAGUGUACACCAGGUCCUGGGAAUCCGUCCUGGUGACUGGUGGCUCUGGACACCUUGAGGGGCUACACCGUACAUUACUGCAGAAGGUCUGUCAGGCUAGUAGUAGGCAAGAGACCUCCCAAGACCCAGGAUCGGGCCUUGGAAGAGUGAUUUUAUUAGCACACUUAAAGGAUGAACUUGGUCACCAAAAUAAAAACACUGCUGCUUUAGGGAUUCAGAGAAAUUUGAUAAACACAAUGGACACUUGGGUUUUAAUUACUAGAGCAAGCUACUUGGGAAACAAACCAUGGCCCCCUGCUGCCUCCAGGGCAGGAAUCAGAUUAGAGGAACCUGUUGAUGCCUUCAAAGUCCCUGGGUGGUGCAAACAGUUAACAUGCUGGACUGCUAAGAUAACAAAAGGUGGGAGGUUCAAGUCCAUCCGGAGGUGCCUCGUAAGAAAGGCCUGAUGUUCUACUUCUCAAAAAUCAGCCUCUGAAAAUCCUAAGGAGCAGCUGUACUCUGACACACAUGGGGUCACCAUGAGACAGAGCUGACUCGGCAGCACUGGUAGACUUAAGGGUCACUGGCAUCAGGUCAGGGCCUCUCAGACCGGCUUUACUUGCCAACACCAACUUGUCCCUCUGUCUUGAAGCUGGCAGUGCCUAGUAUGUUCCUCUGGAUAAAAUAACCUGCUUUAAAAAAAGGCGA
Molecule: messenger RNA, 2762 nt
Organism: Loxodonta africana (African savanna elephant)
Lineage: Eukaryota; Metazoa; Chordata; Mammalia; Proboscidea; Elephantidae
Gene: ST6GALNAC2
Product: ST6 N-acetylgalactosaminide alpha-2,6-sialyltransferase 2
Exons: 9
Coding region: 1-1125 (374 amino acids)
Biological process (GO): protein O-linked glycosylation
Molecular function (GO): alpha-N-acetylgalactosaminide alpha-2,6-sialyltransferase activity
Source: RefSeq, a predicted model, not a curated record